GGGAAGCGCACACGAUCACGCUGACAUAGAACGAUCUGUGGAAACGGCUUUUUUUCUGAAGCCGGGCGUUAAGAGUUGGAACCGUUUUGGGUCGCCUAAAUGUGUGUGUGUGUUUGUUUAACUGCUCCAGUUGAGCAUGCGGGGGAAGAAGGGAAGGUUAAUUUUUCGCAACAAAUUUUAGCAUCGCAACGGUAUGCGUCGCGCCACUUGUGCUCGAUCGUUCGUGGCGUGCGGUAGUGCACGGUCAGUCCUGCUGGGGAAGACUCGCUCGCUCGUUCGCUCGCUGAUCUCGCCGUGUUCGUCCAAUUCUUCUACACUCGUCCAUCAUGGUGUCUGCCGGGGAGUAUCUACGGACGCUGGCAGUGUUGGCCGCCAUCAGCUCGCUGCGAUUAGUCGGCGGUGCGCCGAUGCGUGACAUCAGUGAUGGCGGAGGAUGUAGGCGGAGUGCAGUGACAGAACUACCCGCGUGCAUCGGUACUUCGAUUCAGCACUUUGUCAACUUUCUGUCCAGUGGGAAGCUGUCGCCGCGCCACACAAUCACCCCGUUCGAUCCGCUGCUACUGCCCAACAUGACCAUUGGCCAGGCUGUCUACGUGAACCGAUACCUCGUAGGGUUGAAGAAUGCUUUCAUCCAGAAUGUGAGAGUGGACAUGGAAAAGCUAGAGUUUAACGUGACCGCCCUGAUGCCCGCACUCGAGAUGCUGGGCAUGUUCUCGAUGGAAACGGUCAACGAUCGGCAUUCGGUGACGGACCACUCCAUCCUCACCUUCUCCAUUCGCAACACAGCGGUAACGUUUGUCGGGAAAGGCACCCUGUACACCGCAACCAGUGGGACUAGUGGCACGGUGGGCAAGUACCUACGGCUACACCUUACCAUCCCACAGAUGGUGAUCGGUGGCAGCAGUCUGGCGGACAGCGAUCGCCACCUAACGGACGCCAGCCGGACGGUUGCAGCGGCCAAACUGAAGCGCCUGAUCGAGAAGGACCUUCGGCUGCAGCUGGCCAAGCGAAUACAGUGCGUCGCGAAUGAGGCGCUCGCGGUGACACCCUUCAUCAAACUCUUCCCCGUUUGACCGCGUGCGUGGGGUAGGAGGAGAACAUGUCCGUGAAGGGGUUGGUGGGUGGGGGUGGCGGACACAUCAAGACUUUGCCUGUGGUUUUGCCUGUUUUAUUGUAUGUUUAAGUUGCAGCAGGGGAUGGGGAGGGUUGUGUUGUGGAUGAAAUAAAAUGUUUUAAUUGUGUGUGUAUGUGUA
Anopheles arabiensis is the source of this 1253-nucleotide messenger RNA. RefSeq lists its product as uncharacterized. NCBI's taxonomy places the organism in Eukaryota, Metazoa, Arthropoda, Insecta, Diptera, Culicidae. The transcript is spliced from 4 exons. The record is from RefSeq and is a predicted model, not a curated record. Bases 327 to 1073 code for a protein of 248 amino acids.